This is a messenger RNA of Auxenochlorella protothecoides, 1326 nucleotides long. Its product is annotated as COP9 signalosome complex subunit 2. Lineage: Eukaryota; Viridiplantae; Chlorophyta; Trebouxiophyceae; Chlorellales; Chlorellaceae. Gene Ontology annotation, cellular component: COP9 signalosome. The coding region runs from base 1 to 1326 and encodes 441 amino acids. The record is from RefSeq and is a predicted model, not a curated record. The transcript is spliced from 8 exons. Gene Ontology annotation, biological process: protein deneddylation.
AUGGAUGACGACAGCGACAUGGAAGACUAUGGCUUCGACUACUCAGAGGAUGAGAUGGAGGAGCAGGAUGUGGAUGUGGAGAACCAGUACUACAACAGCAAGGGCCUCCUGGAGACGGAAGACGGCCUCGACGAGGCGCUGGCCGGCUUCCAACAGGUCCUGGAGAUGGAGUGCGAGGACCGCGAGAAGUGGGCCUUCAAGGCCCUGAAGCAGAUCGUGAAGGUGCACUUUCGCCGCGGCGCAUCAGAGGACAUGCUGGCCGCGUACCGUCGCCUGUUGGACGCCGCCGCGGUGCCCUCCAUCUCCCGCGCCGCGGCGGAAAAGAAGCUUAACUCGGUGCUGGACUGCGUGGGAGCCAGCCCCGACGCGGCCCUGCUCCGCGAUUUCUACGCGGCCACGCUGGAGGCGUUGCGCACCCACCCCAACGAUCGCCUCUGGUUCAAGACCAACAUGAAGCUGGCCACGCUGUGGGUGGCGGAGGGCCAGAUGCAGCGCGCUCUCACCAUCCUCAACGCACUGCACAAGCUGUGCACCGCGGAGGACGGCGGCGCGGGCGACGACCACAAGAAGGGCACCCAGACACUGGAGGUCAUUGCGCUUUUGAUCCAGGUGCACACUGCGCAGCGGGGGACCAAGGCACUCAAGGCGCUGUACGCGGGCGCGCUGCGCAUCCGCUCCGCCGUCCCGCACCCGCGCAUCCUGGGCGUGAUCAAGGAGUGCGGGGGCAAGGUGCACAUGGCCGACCGCGCCUGGGAGGCGGCGGCCACCGACUUCUUCGAGGCCUUCAAGAGCUACGACGAGGCGGGGGCCGCGGCGCGCGUGCGCUGCCUCAAGUACUUGGUGCUGGCCACCAUGCUGAUGCAGAGCGGGGUGGACCCCUUUGACUCACAGGAGGCUCGGCCCUACAAGAACGAGCCGGAGGUCGCCGCCAUGACAGCGCUGGUGGACGCGUACCAGAGCAGCGCCAUCCCGGAGUUUGAGCGCAUCCUGCGCACCCACCGCGCGGCCAUCAUGGCCGACCCCUUCAUCGCGCAGUACGUGGAGGACCUGCUGCGCAACGCGGUGUCGCGCCUGGUGCAGUCCUAUUCGCGCAUCCGCCUGUCGGCCAUCGGGGAGGAGCUGAACAUCCCACCGCCCGAGGUGGAGUCCCUGCUGGUGUCCAUGCUCCUGGACGGCAAAUUUGCGGGCGCCAUAGACCAGGUCCAGGGUGUUUUGACCCUGGACCGCGCCGACCCAAAUGACGCCCGGCACGCGGCACUCGAGCGCUGGGGCUGCCAGCUGGCGGCGCUGCAGGGCACGCUGGCGGCGCGCCUGAAUGCGGUGUGA